This is a messenger RNA of Medioppia subpectinata, 1296 nucleotides long. The record is from the annotation of a GenBank genome assembly. NCBI's taxonomy places the organism in Eukaryota, Metazoa, Arthropoda, Arachnida, Sarcoptiformes, Oppiidae.
AUGGACGUAAAAUGUCGUACGAAACUGGCCCGGUUCAAUUUGGCUACGAUUUUGUGUCAAAUGACCGAUGAAGUUAGUACUAAAGGCCGUACCGUUAUAAUUGUGGGAAAGGGUUACUAUAAAAAGCUUAUUAUCAACGAUCAAAUUCAGUCGUUUGCCGACUUCGCGGCCCCCAGUGUUGAACCCCUGUUAGUGAUGUUGGGGGCGAAGUAUCCAAACACACAGACAAAUCCGUUUAAUGGUGUGCUCGAGAUAUUUGACAACUAUUUUUGGUCACUACUCGUCCUAACAGUUUAUUAUACAAAUCCAUACGUGGUAUUAGUGGGCAGUCUAUUAGUCGCCAAAUCUAAUCCACGGCUACAGACAAAGCUCUAUAUGCCUAACGUUACAUUACAAGACAUUCUGGAAAAUGCCCACCCUGAUGAACGCUGGGCAUUAAAUAAAGCGCUGGCCAACGGGUGGGACAACAACUAUAUCGACAUGAGUUAUACUGAAUUUUAUGGCAAAAUAGAAACAUUUAUUGACGAUAUGUGUAACAAAAGGAAGGUUAGGAUCUUUAAUGAAUGUGGGUUAUUUGAAAGAAUGGCCGACACUGGCCUACGUAUGGCUUAUAACCUGUUUGUGCCCGAAAAAGUGUAUCUUGUAUUGAAACAGGAUGAUGAUUUUAUGGUGCUAGAUGAAAUGCGUAUAGUGUUUGGUCCGCUGACCAUGCAACUACUAAAUUCCUUUGCAGCCCUUCGUAUGCGUUACUUAAAAGAGUUGGAUUUCAAUAUCGAUAAACUUCAUAUCAAUGACCAGAUGCUAACAUUUUCAGAUUUUGCGGCCCCUACUGUUGAGCCUUUAUUGACUAUGUUGGGGGCGAAGUAUCCAAAUACACAGACAAAUCCGUUUAAUGUUCUGGACACUAUUGCCAAUAACGAUGUUGAUACACACCUUUCCAGACCACAACUACAGCCUAAGCUCUAUAUGUCAAACACUACACUACAAGAGAUUCUGAAAAAAUCUCACCCUGAUGAAAAUUUUGUCCUGAAUAAAGCUUUGGCCAACGGAUGGGACAGCAAUUACAUCGAUUGGAGUAAUACUGACUUUUAUGGCGAUAUAAACACAAUCAUCGCAAAUAUUUGUUACAAACGGUUACACGUAUUACUAGGUGGCUAUCAUAAAAUUACUACCAUUCUCCAAAUGAACCGGGUAUAUUACGAACAGGUAACUCACAUUGGCAAAACCACUUAUUACGAUCACGCCUAUGGCUAUGUGUUUAAUAAAAAUGUCAACCCAGUAAUCAAGCAAAUUUAA